UAGAUAAGCAUCGGCUGUCGUCCUCUCAUUUUUUUCUUUCUCCUCUCUCACUUCUCUCCUGUCUCUCUCUCUCCCUCCCUCUGUGAAUCUUGCGCUCUCAUAUAUUUCCACCAAACCUCUCAUUCUUUCAUCUCAUACAUAUAAAAGAGAGUUGAUUUUGAAACUUUGCCGCUCAGUAUCGAACGUUCUCAUUCGUUUUUGGCUGAAGAUUCAUAGAUUUCUGUUUCCGAUUUGUCUCUGAAAACUUUGAUAUUGAACGAGGAAGUUCUGAUCUGGUGCUUAGUAAUAUUUAGAAUCGUUAGAUCCUCUCUCAAACAAACUUGAACUUCAUAUAUCCUCUUCAUUCUCUACCUUAGUCUCGAAUAGAGCUGAUUUGAUUUGAUUUCGCAAGGAUACGAACAAAUUUGUAGAUCGAAGAAACUGAUCUGAUUACUGGGAAGGUCUGAAUCUGAAAGGGAACAUGGCAGAUCAGGUCUUGGAAGGGAGCCAACCGGUAGAUCUUUCCAAGCAUCCUUCUGGCAUUGUUCCUACGCUUCAGAACAUUGUAUCAACAGUCAAUUUGGACUGCAAGUUGGAUCUUAAGGCUAUUGCACUGCAAGCGCGUAAUGCAGAAUAUAACCCUAAGCGUUUUGCUGCAGUAAUUAUGAGAAUAAGAGAACCAAAAACUACGGCAUUGAUAUUUGCAUCUGGAAAGAUGGUCUGUACUGGAGCCAAGAGCGAACAAGAGUCAAAAUUGGCAGCAAGAAAGUAUGCUCGAAUAAUUCAGAAACUUGGUUUUCCUGCUAAGUUUAAGGACUUCAAAAUUCAGAACAUUGUUGGUUCCUGUGAUGUGAAAUUUCCCAUUAGGCUUGAAGGUCUUGCAUAUUCUCAUGGUGCCUUUUCCAGCUAUGAACCAGAGCUUUUCCCUGGCCUUAUCUACCGGAUGAAACAACCAAAGAUUGUCCUGCUCAUAUUUGUGUCUGGAAAAAUUGUUCUCACAGGGGCUAAGGUUAGAGAUGAAACUUACACUGCCUUUGAGAACAUAUACCCAGUUCUUACAGAGUUCAGGAAAAGCCAGCAGUGAUAACCUCCUGCGUACCGCAUAGCUUGUCAUGGUGACUCUUUUGAAGGUGGAAGUUUGCUGCUGUGUUGCUGAGGGUGAAAUCAACUGUAAAUACAUGAUAAAAGAGGCUGAUAUAGCGGGCAUUCAUCAUCAGAUAAUUUAAAUAUGGGGUCUGCGGGAGUUUUUCCUAAAUUUGGUCCUGUUUUGCAGCCCUUCUUUGAGUAUGCAUUGGUGUUACCUGAAGGGGGUCUGACAUAGGUUAGGGGAGAGGUGUAAAAGAUAGACUUUGUUGUAAACAAAUUCUUGGAAGAAUUUUUUUGUUAAUAAGAAACUGGUCGUCUUCAUCUUUUGGG
Molecule: messenger RNA, 1395 nt
Organism: Telopea speciosissima
Lineage: Eukaryota; Viridiplantae; Streptophyta; Magnoliopsida; Proteales; Proteaceae
Product: TATA-box-binding protein
Exons: 10
Coding region: 461-1063 (200 amino acids)
Biological process (GO): DNA-templated transcription initiation
Molecular function (GO): RNA polymerase II general transcription initiation factor activity; DNA binding
Source: RefSeq, a predicted model, not a curated record